This is a messenger RNA of Tachysurus fulvidraco (yellow catfish), 3039 nucleotides long. RefSeq names its product SANT and BTB domain regulator of CSR (gene sanbr). Lineage: Eukaryota; Metazoa; Chordata; Actinopteri; Siluriformes; Bagridae. The record is from RefSeq and is a predicted model, not a curated record. The coding region runs from base 362 to 2530 and encodes 722 amino acids. The transcript has 21 exons.
CACUGCGGCACCGGAAGCUCGAGCAGAGUCAGGAGGAGAAGAGGAGAGUGUAGCAUCUAUCACGUUAUAGCAUUAACAUAUAAAUAGAUAUAUAUAGAAAUAUAUAUAUAUAGAGAUAGAUAUGUUCUGUGGCUGUGCGCUGAUGAGAGACGCUAUCAAUCCUGUUACUGCAGCAACCGGUCCUUAUUAUCUGAGUCUUUCUUAGCCUAAAUGCUAACAUAUAUAAACAUACAUCAAUGUGCAGCUGCUUAUAUACACAACCAUCUAGUUAUAAUAUCUCUAACUGAGAUGUUCAUCUCUUUAACUGCUCUAAAAGGACAAUAACAUCCUUAGGGGAAGAGAAAACACCAAAUAAAACAUCAUGAAUCGCCUUUGUAACUUGAACAAUAAUUUCCCGUAUGAUAACAGUGUCCUGGUGCUGGACAUGGUUCUGCGGUCGCUAUGGGGAACCACACAGCCAAUCAACUGGGAGAACGUAGCACGCUUAGUUCCUGGUUUCACUCCCAAAGAGUGUGCACGCAGGUUUGAUGAGCUGAAGAGCACGGGAAGUUUCCCUCUUGUAGAUGAGCAGUGUAACGCACUGACUGGGGCCAGUGGCUCUCCAUCUGAACCACUUUCAGCUUACAUUCGAUCCACUUUAUUGGACCUCACCGGGGAGACAGGAGAGCCCCGGACCAAUCAGAGCACGCUGUCGGUAUCGGGACUAAGUGUGACCCCGGUUGUUAGAGGAGCCGGUGCUGAGACUGAGAACACUGUGAGCACAGAGGAUGAAGACAAGGAAGACAGAGGAAAAAGCCCUAUCAUGGUGAUCCACGUGUGUGAUGAGGCGAAGAACCUGAAGCAGGAUUUUGAGUGUCCACGCGACUUGUUGGUCAAAGAAAUGCGCUACUUCGCCGAGUACCUCUCCAUGGAUUCCCAGCGCUGGGAGGAAGUGGACAUCUCAGUGCACUGCGAUGUCCAGAUCUUCGACUGGCUCAUGAACUACGUGAAGAGUAACUCAGAGGAAGACGAACUCGGGAAACAUGCUGACAAACCGACACUGGAGCCUAGCAAUGUCAUCUCUAUCCUGAUCUCAUCUGAGUUCUUGAAGAUGGAUGCUUUAGUGGAGGAGUGUGUUCGGUAUUGUCACGAGCAUAUGAACGCCAUCGUCGGCACUCCGUGCAACAUGAGCUGCAUCAACAGCAACCUGGCUUCACGCAUCGCCCUGCUGUUCACACACAACCAGGCAGACGACAUCAAGGACAAAAAGGACAAGUUUAAAAGUAAAGUGUUCCAGAAGAAGAUCGAACAGCUUUUCGAUCCGCGUUUCGAGAAUCACGAUUCUCCAGGAAAUGCCGCUACGCUGUACAGGUGUGGUCUUUGCCUUAAGCUUCUCACCAAAGACACAGAGAGGAAGAUAUCCUGCAUUCCGGGCAAAAUCAACAUAGACAAUCGUGGAGAUAUUGUCUACACACACAGCAGGCAAAAGGGCUGGGACGUUCAUGAGUAUCUCAACAGCUCAUAUGAAGAGCUAAAAUCUUGGGUGCUGGUUUACUGGAGGAUCUGGGGCAUUAUUAAUUAUCUCACCUGCUCGUGCUGUAAACAGGUGUUCCUCUGCUGUGAGCUGGCCCAGUGCAGGUAUCACCCUGAGGCUGUGGUGUACCCAGUCGUGGGCGCCGAUAGCAGUGAGCAUGGUGCCGGGAUCUACCCCUGCUGCAAGCAGAGGGCACUGCGGUUUGACCCAGCUGCUAUGCCAACGGGUUGUAAGAUGAGAGACCACGUGGUAAAUGCAGCCGAACCUGGGGACUGUGAGGGCAAUGUGAACUCUGUGCAGACUCGAAUACUGAACGAUCUGCUGCUCCACAGAGACGCCGUGUGUAUGAGCUCCUCAGCAGCUUUGGACAGUUCUGCAGAGUCGUCUAAACAGAGCGAGAAAGUGCUCGACUGCGACAUCACAUUGGACCAUGCAGUCCUAAAUGUUCAUCGAGCCAGAGAAGUCACUGCUUUUUCUCUGUUGAAGAACUGGAGUCUCCAGCUGCGGCAGCAGUCUUUGUUCUCUGAGGAUGAAGACUACACUACGGGGUCAGAAGUCACAGAAGACGAAGUCGGGGAUGAAGAUGACACAUCAAAGAAACAAGCUGUAAAAAAGCCUAGAAAACCAGGCAAGCCUUUGAAAAGGCAAGUGUCCUCACCGAGCAUACUGCACAAAGAGCGAGCUGGAGGAGAUAAGGGCGCUUCAAAGGACUCCACCCCGUUCACAGUGAGCAUGCAGAAGAGUAAAUGGGACAGCACUCGCUCUAUGAGGUUUAACCAGGAUGCCCAGAGGGAGGAAGACCAAAGGAGAAUGGUGGAGAUUAUUGACCACCUCACUAAAAUGCGCUACUGUGAUUUGGAACAGAGCAAGUCAAAGGACACCAAGGAGUUUGCAGGAGGUAUCUACUCCAGGCUGGAGGCGCAGUUUAAGAGCUCCGCUCAGCUGAGUAACAGACAGAGCGCCUCAGACAAAACACUCAGGGCAAAGACACGCUCUGGACAAUCGAGACCAACGUAAAAGGAAUAAUCAGGGAAUCGGAUGUGCUGACAAGCAUGUGAAUGAAAGAAGAAAAGGGUUUGAAGAAGGGUUAAAAAAAUGUCCUUUUAAUCGUCCCUCUUAUUCGACCGACAGCCGUCCUUUUAUCCAUCCUUUUCAGGCAUUCGAGAGGUCUGCAAUAUGAUAACGGAAGCCAGUAAAAUCAUUCCCAGAGCAGAACUUGAUUAAAAUGCAGUGGAAAUGAAUAGCAUUGCAGAUGCUUUAAAAUCUUUGCCAUCUCAUUUCCAUAUUGUGCUGCUAGCUUUAUUCUUCUCCUCUUGCUUUUAUUUUGGCACCCAUAAUUCUGGUCAAUUUCAUUCUGUAACCUGUUAUAUACUGUGUGCUAACGUUCAUGUCCCUCAUGUCUAAUCUCAGGUGAACAACCCUCCACCCCUGCUAUAGUAACCUGCACUUUAAACUAUCAUAAACAACCACAACUGAACAAUAGAUACAGAUCCGCUAUAAUAAAAAAAAUUGAAGUUAAAUUCUAA